Molecule: messenger RNA, 2324 nt
Organism: Gossypium arboreum
Lineage: Eukaryota; Viridiplantae; Streptophyta; Magnoliopsida; Malvales; Malvaceae
Product: HIPL1 protein
Exons: 7
Coding region: 70-2175 (701 amino acids)
Source: RefSeq, a predicted model, not a curated record
GUCAAACUUUGAAUUGAUUUUACAGCGUAAUUCUUGAGUUUAUGCAUGUUCAAAGUUUGUUUCUAAGAGAUGAUGGCUGGUGUUCUAACUCUAAUCUUCAUCAUUUCUUGCCUGAAUCUUCUGCUUAGCCAUCGUUGUUCUUCACAUCCCUUGUGUACAAACUUCAGAGCACCCUUCACUUCUGAGACCCCUCUUUCCUUUUGUCAGUACAAUGGAAGUGUUUGUUGUAAUGCCACUGAGGAUCUGAAAUUGAGGAAUCAGUUCAAGUCAAUGAAUGUCUCUGUUUCUGCUUGUGCUUCGGUCCUUAAAUCGAUACUCUGCUCGAGAUGUGACCAAUUUUCGGCGGAGCUAUAUCGAAUCGAUUCUGCACAAAGAACAGUUCCUGUUCUUUGCAACUCAUCUAUUUCAACAAGCUCAAGCCAGUCACAAGAAGCCAAAGUUGAUUACUGUGCAGAAGUUUGGGAUAAAUGCCAUAACGUAUCAAUCAUAAUUUCUCCUUUUGCACUGCAAGCUAAAGGUGGUAUACCAAUUAAUUCGACUUCGAAGCUGAAUGAGUUAUGGCAAUCUAAGGGUGCUUUCUGUGAUGAAUUUGGUGGAGCUUCUGAUGAUGGAGCAACAUGUUUUACUGGAGGUCCAGUUCUGCGAAACAGUUCUGAAAAUAUUAGUCCUCCAAGUGGUAUUUGUCUUGAGAAAAUAGGGAAUGGAUCCUACCUUAACAUGGUGGCUCAUCCCGACGGUUCGAACCGUGUCUUUUUGUCUAACCAAGCCGGAAAAUUAUGGCUGGCAACGGUUCCUGAGCAAGGAUCAGGAGAAACAUUAGGCAUUGAUGAGUCGAAUCCGUUUCUAGAUUUGACUGAUGAAGUACAUGCUGAUGCUGCGCUUGGAUUGUUGGGAAUUGCAUUUCAUCCGAACUUUCAACAAAACGGCCGAUUCUUCGCUUCGUUUAACUGUGAUAAGGUUCGAUGGCCAGGAUGUUCAGGAAGAUGUUCAUGUAACAGUGAUAUAGGAUGUGAUCCUUCAAAGUUAAGUUCAGACAAUGGGGCUCAACCAUGCCAAUAUCACAGUGUUAUAACAGAAUUCACAGCCAACAGUACCACAUUGAAUCUUUCCUUGGUUACUCAAAUUACACCGGUAGAAGUCAGAAGAAUACUUACCAUGGGACUACCAUUCACUUCCCAACAUGGCGGCCAGAUUCUCUUCGGACCUAAAGAUGGAUAUUUGUAUUUUAUGAUGGGAGAUGGUGGAGGCAGUGGUGACCCUUAUAACUUUUCACAAAACAAGAGAUCUUUGCUUGGAAAGAUUAUGAGGCUUGACAUAGAUACCAUACCAAGUGCAAAAGAUAUCAGUGAAUUUGAUCUAUGGGGAAAUUAUUCAAUUCCUAAAGAUAAUCCAUUUUAUGAAGACCAUGAAUUGCUUCCAGAAAUUUGGGCCAUCGGAUUUAGAAAUCCUUGGAGAUGUAGUUUUGAUUCUGAGAGGCCUUCUUACUUCCUAUGUGCAGAUGUUGGUCAGGAUCAAUAUGAAGAAGUGGAUAUAGUGACAAAGGGAGGAAACUAUGGUUGGAGAGUUUAUGAAGGACCUUUUUUAUACAAUUUAUCAAACUAUUCUGAGGCUAAUAAUUCUUCAAACCCCAUAAAUGCAAUCUUCCCAGUCAUGGGAUACAACCAUUCUGCUUUAAACAAAGCUGAAGGAUCGGCAUCGAUCAGUGGUGGUUAUUUCUUCCGAUCUAUGACUGAUCCAUGCUUGUAUGGAAGAUAUCUGUAUGCAGAUUUGUAUGCUGAUGUUAUUUGGGCAGGUUUUGAAAACCCAAAAGGCAGUGGAAACUUCACAACAGAUCAGCUUGCUGUUAAAUGUGCCCAAGACUCUCCUAUCCAAUGCAAUGCUGAACCUGAGUUAACAUCUCCAGCAUUGGGGUUUAUAUUCUCCUUUGGGCAGGAUAAUAAGAAAGACAUCUUCAUAUUGACCAGUAAUGGCGUUUAUAGAAUUGUUCGUCCAAGUAGAUGCAACUAUACUUGUUCCAGGGAAAAUGUCACGGAUUUUACUGCUCCUCCUGGAUCUGAUGUUGAUCCUCCAUCAUCUUCUCCUUCAUCAGGGAGCAAAUUUAGCAGUCCUCUAACAUUACAGAUUCUGGUUUUUACUUGUGUUUCCUUCAUUGGAUUGUUGAGUUUUCUCUUGUAAUCUAUACUUGGAGUUGUUGAUUGGAGAUAAAGAGAACGUUUCUCUUUUCUUGCUGAUUUCAAGUUUUUUUUUUUUGUUGAGUUUUCUAGAAAAUGAGAUUUUUUCCUUUUCUAAAUUUAUCUAAAUUUUUAAUAAAUGGUGAAGUCAAA